Molecule: messenger RNA, 1341 nt
Organism: Recurvomyces mirabilis
Lineage: Eukaryota; Fungi; Ascomycota; Dothideomycetes; Mycosphaerellales; Teratosphaeriaceae
Exons: 1
Coding region: 1-1341 (446 amino acids)
Molecular function (GO): protein binding
Source: RefSeq, a predicted model, not a curated record
AUGCAACAAUCUUCAAGACUCCUGGCCGUCACCAUCUUCUAUCUCCUCGCCACCACCAUCAUCAGCCAGACAACAGCCCUCUCCCCACCAACCUGCCAAGGACUCGCACCACCCCAAACAAACCUCACUUCCGUCCGCACAGCCUUCACCUCAGUCCCGGGUACACCCUGGGGUCUCUCCUUCGCCGGCCCCUCCCAUCCAAAUCGCGCCUUCGUCACGCUCACGGGCCUCAGCGUCAAUGGCUCCGUGCAGUAUGGUAACGGCACACUCGGCGUUCUUGAUACGACUUCCUUCCCACCUAAGCUGCUCCAUCAGAUUCCGCUACCUGUGUCUUUUCAACCUCCUGGGGUGGCUGCAGCGGCUAGUGCGGGGAUUGCGCAGUUGAGUGUUAGUCCGGAUAGGAAGCGGGUGCUUAUCGCUGCGGGACCUGGAGGGAUUGUGGUCGAUGCUAGGAGGGCUCUUACUGGGGCGGCUGAUGCUGUUCUUGGGACGUUGAAAGGUACGACUGGAGAUAUGUCACCCGGUACGAACGCGAUUGCUGUUGCUGUCUCGCUGGAUGAGAAGUAUGCGAUGGUGAGCCAGGAACAUGGGAAUGGGUCUGCGCUGGAUAAUGCUAUGUCUACUCCCGGGAACUUGGAUGUCUUUAGACUGGACGCGGAUCCGAGGAAGCAUAACGGUACAGGCGGCUACCUCAUCGGCCAACUGAAUCUCGGCUACAACGUCGCAGGCGCCACGAUAGCACCAGAUGGCAAACACCUCUACGUCACAAGCGAACGCUAUACCUCCGCUGGCGCUCGUCUGAAUACCUCAGUUCCUUGCUCAGCUCUCCUUCCAGGCUUCUUCAGCGUAGUCGAUCUACAUCAGCUGGAACACCACCCAGCCAAGGCAAGGCAUAUCGAUAUCCCAGCGGGCUUCGCACCAAAUCGUUUUCGCCCUUCACCCCAUGGGAAGACGGUAUGGCUCACUGCUCGCGAAAGCAAUGCUCUCUUGGCAUACAACGCUUCUGCACUCCACUCCAACGACACAACCGCAGAUGCUCUACUAGCAGUGAUACAAGUAGGCAAUGCACCCGUCGACCUCAUCUUCGUCAAAAACGGCACAAGGAUCGUGACGGCAGAUUCGAAUCGCUUUGGCUACGCUGGAGCUCUGGCUGGUCUGACCGUCGUGGAGGUGGAAGCUGGACUUAGUGGUAGCGGUGGUAAUACGACGGCUGUACUGGGUAGAGUGCCUACGGGAUUCUUUCCGAGGGACUUGGCGGUUAGUGAGGAUGGGAGGUGGGUGUUGGGUUCGGUUUAUAAUUCCGGGAAGGUGCAGUACACCGAUGUUGAGACGUUGCCGUGA